Glossina fuscipes is the source of this 747-nucleotide messenger RNA. RefSeq names its product 14-3-3 protein zeta-like. The record is from RefSeq and is a predicted model, not a curated record. The transcript has a single exon. Gene Ontology annotation, cellular component: cytoplasm. Lineage: Eukaryota; Metazoa; Arthropoda; Insecta; Diptera; Glossinidae. Gene Ontology annotation, biological process: signal transduction. Bases 1 to 747 code for a protein of 248 amino acids.
AUGAUGAUAAUCGAUAAAGAAGUAUUAGUACAAAAAGCAAAAAUGGCGGAACUAUCAGAAAGAUAUGAUGAUAUGGUUCAAGCUAUGAAAUCAGUCACAGAAAUCGGCGUGGAAUUGUCAAAUGAGGAGAGAAAUCUAUUCUCGAUUGCCUAUAAACAUGUAGUUGCUGCUCGCAGGUCAUCCUGGAGAAUAAUUUCCUCAAUUGAGCAUAAAUGCGAGGGCUCUGACGGAAAGCAUAAAGUCACUCGCGAGUACAGGGAACGAGUAGAAAAGGAACUCACGGAUAUUUGUUACGAAAUUUUGAGUAUUCUUGACAAAUACCUUAUUCCCAAGGCCAGCGAUCCAGAAAAUAAGGUGUUUUACCUGAAAAUGAAGGGAGAUUGUUACAGGUAUUUAGCUGAAAUAGCCACAGGAGCUGCACGCAAGACUGUUGCUGAUCACUCUCAAACCGCUUAUCAGGAGGCAUUUGAGGUUGGCAAGGCUGAAAUGGAGCCAAUACAUCCUACCAGAUUAAGUUUGGCGCUCAACUUCUCGGUGUUCUUUUAUGAGAUUCAGUUCGCACCAGAAAAAGCUUGUGAAUUCGCCAAACAAGCAUUUGAUGAAGGGAUAGCACAAGUGGAUAAACUCGAUGAAGAAUUAUACAAGGAGUCUACGCUUAUUUUACAACUGCUCAGAGAUAAUCUGACUUUGUGGUCCUCCGGAACUUACGGGGAGGGCGAUGAACUCCACCAAGAUGGUGACAACUAG